AUGUCUGAUCUAUCGUUGACUCAGAUGACAUUCUCAUUGGUCACGGUGACACGCGUCUGCCUGACGAACGCCAUACUGACGGCCAAGGCAUCCACGGAUGCGGCGGUUGCACCGCGCCCGUGGCAUAGUUAUCUGCCGGUAGCGAGCACGCUGCCACCGAAACAUCCGCAAUACGUCGUCCACGUCGAUCACGCGAUCGGCAAUGAUCUGGAGCAGCCCGUAUUCCCCGGAGACUCGCGGCCGGAACGCUCGAGAGGACUCCAAUCGGCGUCGUCCUCGAGCAACCAUCAGCAGCAGUCGCGGACGAACAUCCUUCAGAGGUUCCCCACGGAAAUUCACCACGACGAAGUUCGGCUUACGGCGGAAGUGCCGUCGAACGCAUCGCCGUCGCUAUCGCCGCCGAUGAGAGCCACAACGACGACGGCGAAGACGACGACGAAGACGACGACAACGACGGCGUUAUCGAGACCACGAGGUAUCCGGGAAUAUCAGCGCGACGUACCUCGACGGUUCUCGUAUCAGGAUAUCGAAGAGCUCGACGGGUACCUGACGGAUGACCUGGAUGACGGUAAACUGCCGUAUCGUGGGAAAGCUGAGUCGACGUAUCAGCGUCGCAGGCCGCAAGACAUAACGACGGCCAUCAAGGCUCUCGAUCGCUUCCUGAACGAGGCUCUGAACGCCGACAGCUACAACAGCCAGCUACAUCUACCGCCCAAUCCUGUUUUAGCCCUCGUCCUGUCCCGAUACGGGCGCUACGUGCCUGGAACGCGAAACCCCCGCGUGUACGCGAACACGGCGGUGAACAAUAUGCACAACAACAAACCGUUCGGCAUUUACAAAUACGAGUGUGACGAACAGCCCAUUUAUGCGGUGAGAUAACGCGCUGCGAUUGUAACGAUGAAUUCGCCUUUGAAAAUGUCGUCGCACAAUAACGACCCAAGUCAGCAUUUUGA
Messenger RNA from Dinoponera quadriceps, 953 nucleotides. RefSeq lists its product as uncharacterized. The record is from RefSeq and is a predicted model, not a curated record. The transcript is spliced from 3 exons. Lineage: Eukaryota; Metazoa; Arthropoda; Insecta; Hymenoptera; Formicidae. Bases 1 to 879 code for a protein of 292 amino acids.